This is a messenger RNA of Cynara cardunculus var. scolymus (artichoke), 1389 nucleotides long. RefSeq names its product endoglucanase-like. Gene Ontology annotation, molecular function: hydrolase activity, hydrolyzing O-glycosyl compounds. Gene Ontology annotation, biological process: carbohydrate metabolic process. The record is from RefSeq and is a predicted model, not a curated record. The transcript has 7 exons. NCBI's taxonomy places the organism in Eukaryota, Viridiplantae, Streptophyta, Magnoliopsida, Asterales, Asteraceae.
AUGGCUAGUACUAGCGUACGAGACAGGGACCAAGACCAUGAGCUGUCUCAUGAUUACGAGGAUGCACUUACAAAGGCGAUAUUGUUCCUCGAAGGCCAACGGUCGGGAAAAUUACCCUCGGCUCAGCGAGUCAAAUGGCGUGACGACUCAGCCUUGUCUGAUGGCGAGUCCAAAAAUGUGAAUUCAAGUGGAGGAUACUAUGACGCCGGUGACAAUGUGAAGUUCGGGUUCCCUAUGGCGUAUACAAUCAGCUUGUUGAGUUGGGCUGCGAUCGAGUACAACAAACGUAUUAACUCAGUGAGUCAACUAGGAGAUGGAAACAAGGAUCACGCAUGUUGGGAGCGGCCGGAGGACAUGGACACACCCCGAACAAUCACGGAGAUCAAUGCUGGUUCUCCAGGGACGGAGGUGGCGGCUGACUCGGCCGCGGCACUUGCUGCAGCCUCGAUUGUUUUCAAAGGGAUCGAUUUAGAAUAGUCAUCAAGACUAGUAAACCAUUCAAAAUCAUUAUUCGAGUUUGGGGACAAAUAUAGAGGAUCAUACCAGGGUUCUUGCCCGUUCUACUGCUCCUACUCUGGUUAUAAUGAUGAGUUGUUAUGGGCAGCGGCUUGGCUUUACAAGGCGACUGGAGAAAGCAGCUACUUAAACUACGCGAUAAGCAAUCGAGGGUGCAGCCAAGCCGCUACAGAGUUCAGCUGGGACAAUAAGUUUGUGGGAGCUCAGACUUUACUUGCAAAGGUAAUAACACAAUUUAAAUAUUUUGCAGGAAAAAGUGAGCUGGAGCCGUUUAAAACAGGAGCCGACUCAUUUAUAUGCGCCGUGACGCCAAACAGUGGCUCGCUCCAAAUCAAAACUACCCCCGGUAAGCUUUCAAAAUGGACUUUGUUCACUAGAGAUAGUAGCAAUUUACAGUAUGCUUCAAGUGCUAACAUGGUGUUACUCGCUUACUCCAACAUACUCAUUGGAUUUGUCCAUUGUGGCCCCACCAAAUUCACUCGUGAUCAGAUCAAAUCCUUCGCAAAAUCUCAAGUUGAUUACAUUCUUGAGAAAACCCCUCUAAACAUGUCAUACAUGGUUGGGUAUGGGAAGAAGUACCCAACACAAGUGCACCAUCGGGGUGCAUCCAUUGAUUCAGUGUAUGACAACCAGACUAAGGUGGGCUGCAACGAUGGCUACUCAAGCCACUAUUCUUCGAGUAAACCUAACCCUAAUAUCCAUGUGGGUGCAAUUGUCGGAGGCCCAAACUCAAACGAUGGGUUUAGGGACAUAAGAUCAGACUCAUCGCACUUGGAACCUACAACUUAUAUGAAUGCCGCUUUCGUGGGACCUUACUUGGUGAUAAUCAUGACCAAUCAGAGGUGCUCGAAACCCCUAAAACAAGUCUUGUAG